GUUGCUCAUCUGAUCCGGUCCCGCCCAAUCUCCACGCGACGCGAUGCCCAUCACACCACACGCCCCCGCGCCCGCGCCCGCGACGCCGCGACGCCGCCGCCACCACCACCGCUCCGCCCGCCGCACCACCCACCGAUGGCCGCCGCGCUCGUCACCUCCUUCCCGCACGCGAUCCCCAAGCCGCACCACCACCUCCACGCCGCACACCACGCCCACCUCACCGCUGCCGCCACGAGGCCCGAGGCCCCCAGCGCGUCGUCCCCCAACCCGGCCAACGCCAGGCUCCGCCGCCUCAUCGCCCGCGACGACCUCGCCGAGGCCGCGCGCCUCGUCGACCGCGCCACCUCCCGCGGGGAGGCCCCCGACGUGUACCUGUGCACCAAGCUCAUCCGCAACCUAUGCCGCCGGGGCCGCACCUCCGACGCCGCGCGCGUCCUCCGCGCGGCCGAGAGGUCCGGCACCGCCGUCGACGUCUUCGCCUACAACACGCUCGUCGCGGGGUACUGCCGGUACGGCCAGCUCGACGCCGCGCGCCGGCUCAUCGCGUCCAUGCCCGUCGCGCCCGACGCGUACACGUACACGCCGAUCAUCCGGGGGCUCUGCGACCGUGGGAGGGUCGGCGAGGCGCUCAGCCUGCUCGACGAUAUGCUCCACCGGGGCUGCCAGCCCAGCGUGGUGACCUACACAGUUCUCCUGGAGGCCGUAUGCAAGAGUACUGGGUUCGGGCAGGCAAUGGAGGUCCUCGAUGAGAUGCGUGCCAAGGGGUGCACGCCCAACAUUGUCACCUACAAUGUCAUCAUCAACGGAAUGUGCAGGGAGGGCCGCGUCGACGAUGCGAGGGAGUUCUUGAACAGGUUGUCCUCGUAUGGCUUCCAACCCGACACUGUCAGCUACACCACUGUGCUUAAGGGUUUGUGUGCUGCUAAGCGGUGGGAGGAUGUUGAGGAGCUCUUUGCUGAGAUGAUGGAGAAGAAUUGCAUGCCGAAUGAGGUAACAUUCGACAUGUUAGUCAGAUUCUUUUGUCGUGGAGGUAUGGUGGAGCGGGCAAUCCAAGUUCUUGAGCAAAUGUCCGGACAUGGAUGCGCAGCCAACACUACCUUGUGUAACAUUGUCAUAAACACUAUCUGUAAACAAGGACGUGUUGAUGAUGCCUUUCAGUUCUUGAACAACAUGGGUUCCUAUGGAUGCAGUCCAGAUACCAUCAGCUAUACAACUGUGCUAAAGGGCUUGUGUCGCGCUGAGCGAUGGGAGGAUGCCAAAGAGCUCUUGAAAGAGAUGGUCCGGAAGAAUUGUCCCCCAAAUGAGGUGACAUUCAAUACAUUCAUCUGCAUCUUAUGCCAAAAAGGAUUGAUCGAGCAAGCUACUAUGCUUAUCGAACAAAUGUCAGAGCAUGGAUGUGAAGUGAAUAUUGUCACAUACAACGCCCUCGUUAAUGGCUUUUGUGUGCAAGGGCGCGUUGAUAGCGCUCUUGAGUUAUUUUACAGCAUGCCUUGCAAGCCCAACACCAUUACAUACACUACCUUGCUAACAGGUUUGUGCAAUGCCGAGCGGUUGGAUGCUGCUGCAGAACUCUUAGCUGAGAUGCUCCAGAAAGAUUGCGCACCAAAUGUAGUGACUUUCAAUGUACUUGUGAGUUUCUUCUGUCAAAAAGGAUUAAUGGAUGAAGCAAUUGAACUUGUAGAACAGAUGAUGGAGCACGGUUGCACCCCUAACCUGAUUACAUACAAUACUUUACUCGAUGGGAUAACCAAGGAUUGCAACUCAGAAGAAGCUCUGGAGCUAUUGCAUGGUUUGGUCAGCAAUGGGGUAUCCCCAGAUAUAGUUACCUAUUCUUCAAUCAUUGGUGUCCUCUCAAGAGAAGAUAGAGUAGAAGAAGCAAUCAAAAUGUUCCAUAUUGUGCAAGAUUUGGGGAUGAGACCUAAAGCAGUGAUAUACAACAAGAUACUACUUGCACUCUGUAAAAGAUGUAAUACAGAUGGUGCCAUUGAUUUUUUCGCUUAUAUGGUGUCUAAUGGUUGCAUGCCCAAUGAGUUGACCUACAUUACACUCAUUGAAGGCCUUGCAAAUGAGGAUUUCUUGAAGGAGACAAGAGAUUUACUGCGCGAGUUGUGCUCAAGAGGUGUUCUAAAUAAAAACUUGCUUGAAGAGUGGCGCCCUAAGUUUUCGAAUCAAACCGUGCAUUUACCUUGAGUCAUCAUGAAUCCAAAACCUUUAGUACUGUUGAGUAUCCAUGGAACUCUAUUCCUCAUCUACAGUAAUGUGGAAUCAGUGGCACACUGGCAUGUCCUGUGUAUGCUUCAAGAUACUUUUCAUGAUGAUGGGACAGACCACAGACGAGGGCUCCUAGCCUCAUGUACAGGAAUCGUGAUUGUGAAGCUGAAAUUGAAGUGUGAAGACCAAGAAAAACAAGAGAAGAAUGUGGAGGAUAACGCAAGCAAACUUGAGUGCUUACAAAUGUUAUUUUCCAUGUUAAAUAAUACAGUCACAGAAUUUUAAUAAUACAUUUGACAAUUUGACUCUAUUGCAUUGACUUAUUUAACCAAAUUGCUUUUUUUUUUUUCUGUUCAUGAUAAUGUUGGCACUGUCUUUUACAAGCUAUGGCCUUGGUUGAUGUUUUUGUUUUCUCCUUCUAAGUCUUUGUUGAAUUUCCUUUUCUUGUACAUCAUUUCUCAAAAUCGCUUAUUAUUUUUAAGUCUUAUGUCAACACUUAACAAGAAUAUUGGGCUGUAUGAUCAUCAUGUGAUCAUGUAUUUGUCCAGGUUUUCCUUGCUUCAGACUGGCGUUUCAUACCGAUUACCUUACAUCAAACUGACAUCUCAAAUUACUGCGUUAUAAUUUCAUUUCGGUUGCAACUUCUUGCUUUGCCAGGCUGAUACAAUCAUGCCACAUGCAUCAUCGAGCAUUUGCAUGUUGGUAAGCUUUUUUAGUUUCCUUCUAAUUUCCUGGAGCCUGCAGGUUCCAGGCAUCAUUCUAGCAUCCUCAUAUGCUUUAUCAGCAAGUCCGGCAUCAGAUUCUCAUUCCUCUUUCUGUUUCUGUAGGUGACUAUUGGGCACAGAGACGCAAUAAUCCAUUUUGGGAACAAGUCAAUGGCCUGGCAAAGGGAAGCAGUUUCAGUUGUACCAAGGUUCAAGUUUUGCCCUCUAUCUCCAGUGAAAUGACCAUGUAACAGGUUGACAAGUGCACAUGCUGUUGUUCAAGUCCCAACUCUCUUACCUUGCUAAUGUCCAACAGUUUCUUAGGAGAAAGCAACAGGCACACUUUUAGAGUUUCACGGCCUGAACUAUUUGUCUUUGGAUUGGGAAAAUCAACAAGCAACGAAUCGAACAAGUUCUGGAGGAGAUAGUUCUCUGCAAAUAUAAUUCGAAGACAGUCGUGAACCAACAGCCCAUCGAAAUGCCUGAUCGGUUGAUCCAGAGCCGGAGCCGUGGAG
Molecule: messenger RNA, 3430 nt
Organism: Oryza sativa Japonica Group (Japanese rice)
Lineage: Eukaryota; Viridiplantae; Streptophyta; Magnoliopsida; Poales; Poaceae
Product: pentatricopeptide repeat-containing protein At1g09900
Molecular function (GO): protein binding
Source: RefSeq, a predicted model, not a curated record